AUGUGUAGCAGAGCACAAUCUAUAUAUGUUCAUAUGAUUUCACGAUUAUCAAAUAAUUUAUUUAAGACUGGAAAAUUAGAGAGUGAAACCUGUAAUACUGUACUAUUUCAACGUGAUAGUCACUUUGCUUAUUCGACAACAAAUGGUCUUAGUUUACAUCUUGAUUGUAAUAUGACUAAUGCAACUCAACACUCAUCUUAUUUGAGAACUAUUAAUAAUCAAAUGCAAAUAGGAUGGAUAUUUCCAUUUAGUUUUAUUGUAGAUGAAGUUGAAAUACGUGUUCAUCCAUUAAAAUCCUUUCUAUCAGGAAGUUUCAAUCAUACUCAUAUUCAGAAUUUAUAUACUCCAAAUAAAUUGAAUGGUAACUAUUCAAAAGCAUUUGUAGCUUUCAUAUCUCAAGGAUGUUUACUUCUAAUGUACGUCGUAUGGCUGGAUAUAUGCCUGGACAGUUUACAUAUUUAUACACAUACGAACAUACGUUAG
Molecule: messenger RNA, 483 nt
Organism: Rotaria sp. Silwood2
Lineage: Eukaryota; Metazoa; Rotifera; Eurotatoria; Philodinida; Philodinidae
Source: the annotation of a GenBank genome assembly